GGAGAAGGCGGAGAGAAGCUGAAGAGGGACAGCACGGCACCGCGGGCUCACCGGUGAAGCUAAGGCUACAGCGCUUCUUUUAUACAGGACGGUAACGUCAAGAGCACAGGACACUCCUGGGGAGCCCCUGCGAGGUGAAGAAGAGGAGGUGGAAGAAAGGGGAGGGGGCAGUUACUCUCAAACUACCGUCAGGAUUUAACAGACAGCCGCCGUCACAGCAAGCUUUCACCCAGAAGCUGACCUACGGAGGACCUCAUGCUGAUGAGCUGAGGGAGACGUCAUCCUCCACCUGUCACUCGCCUCUGUUUGUUAUCCAGACCUGGUCCACUCUCCAUCAGUCACCGAGCGCCGACAGCAACCACCUCCACCUUUUCCCCGGCCCCCUCCGGCCCAGCCUGCCGUCACCAUGACGUCGGAGCUGGAGAGCAGCUUGACCUCCAUGGAUUGGCUUCCUCAGCUGACCAUGCAGGCGGCAAUCCGCAAAGCGGACGCCCAGAAUGCCCACGGGCCAGGCAUGGGCAAAAAGAGCGCCCUGCUGGAUCCUAACACCACGUUGGACCAGGAGGAGGUGCAGCAACACAAGGACGGCAAGCCGCCCUACAGCUACGCCAGCCUCAUCACGUUCGCCAUCAACAGCUCGCCAAAGAAGAAGAUGACACUGAGCGAGAUCUACCAGUGGAUCUGUGAUAACUUCCCCUACUACAGGGAGGCGGGUAGCGGCUGGAAGAACUCAAUACGGCACAAUCUGUCAUUGAACAAGUGUUUUCUCAAAGUGCCUCGCUCCAAAGAUGACCCAGGAAAGGGCUCUUACUGGGCCAUCGACACCAACCCAAAGGAGGACGCCUUGCCCACACGGCCAAAGAAGAGGCCGCGGUCUGGAGAGCGGGCUUCUACGCCGUACAGCCUGGAGUCGGAGUCUUUGGGGAUGGAGUGUAUGAUCUCUGGAAGUGCCUCUCCAACACUGGCAAUCAACACUGUGACUAACAAGGUGGCGUUGUACAACACAGACCAGGAAGGGAGCGAUAGUCCAAGAAGCAGCCUUAACAACAGCCUGUCUGAUCAGAGUCUGGCCUCCGUCAAUCUCAACAGUGUGGGCAGCGUGCACAGCUAUACACCGGUGACCACUCACCCAGAGCCCGUGUCCCAGUCCAUGAGCCUCCAGCAGCCCCCCCAGUCCCAGUACAACAUGCCAGACAGGGACAAGCAGCUCCUGUUCUCCGAAUUUGAAGAUCUCAGUGCCUCCUUCCGCAGCCUUUACAAGUCUGUUUUUGAGCAGUCCUUCAGCCAACAAGGUCUGAUGGGCAUCCAGUCAGAUUCCUCCCAGCAGACCCACACCUCCUGCUCCUAUCAGCACUCCCCCGGUGGCAACAUUAGCACUCAGAACAGCCUCUCAAACAACCAACCCAACAACCACCCAAACAGCCACUCCGCCAACAGUGGCCAGGUGCCCCUGUCCCAUCCUGCCCAAGCCCACCCUGGCCACGGCUCGCCCCACGCACAGCACCUCCCGCAGCACGGCGGCCCCCACAACCAACACAGCCAACACGCCCAGCACAGCCAACACAGUCAGCUCCCCCAGCACCCACAGCACGCUGCGCACUCCCAGCACGGGCAGCACCCAUCGCAGCACCCGUCCCACGGCCAGCACCCGCAGCAACACACGCCACACCCCUCCCAACACACGCAGCACAGCCAGCACCCACAGCAACACGGGCAGCAGCAUCCGAGCCUCUCCCACCAGCCCCAUCCUACCCAGCAACAGAUGGCCUGCAACCCAGGUUUACUGUCUGACUGGUACCCAAAUCUGGAUGCACUGAAAGAAAGCUGUCGUAUUGCUAGCAGCUAUAACUGGGCUGAUGUCGACCUUUCACCUUUCCAAGGGUUGAGAGACAGUAUGAGACAAGCGGAGUUGAACAAUUGGUCCCUGGAGCCCACCCAGAUCGCAGACCUCUGCUCGUCCAUCAACCAGUUUUUUGCCCGCACCGGUGUAAUCCAGCCACAGGGGGCGGUGCAGCCUCCUGUUUGUCACGGCUCCAUGCACCCCAACAAACCCAGCCAGCACAUCAACACAGCAAAUCUCUACAUGGACACCAGACAGAGCAUGUCCAUGAUGGGUCCUCCAGGAUAUCCCCACAUGACCCCUAUGAGCGGCACAGGACCCACAAUGACAGGACACCAUGCACAGAUGAACCAGCAGCACAUGAUACCUACCAGAAACUUCCAGAUGCAUCGCAUGCCAGCUGAUGACAUCCAGGACGACUUUGAUUGGGACUCCAUUGUUUAGCCCCUAAAAUCUCCUUUCUGCAAAACAAAAAGGGAGCGAGGAGAGGAGUUGGAGGCCAGAGGAAGCCAGGCUGUGCUGAGAGGCCGCAGGAGGAGGAGGAGGUGGCUGCUGUGGGCGGGAGGCAGAAGAACGUUUGACACGCUUUAGAAAAAGACAGACUUCACAGUCCUGACAUUUCUACAAAAAGCAAAACACACCUAGAAAAAGUUACUUUGAAGACAAUCAUAUUCAGUUGGACAUGUUAAAGUGAUUGCUUAUGUACUUGUCUAGAGACGAGUAGAACACAUUCACGUCUAAACCACACGCUCCUCAGCUCCUCAGCCGGCCCUCUCCCCGUCCCUCGCCAGCAGCCUUCCAAAGUCCGAACCCCUCUCCCCCCCGACCCCCUUGCUCCGUAACUGUUAUGUGAUUUGAGCGACGUGUUCAGCUUGUAAUUCUUCUCGUGUUGACAUUGGCCUCAGCUGCCUCUUGGAUGAGUUUAUCUCUCUUUUAUUUUUUAAAAACAAUUCAGUUUUAUUUCUUUUGUUUUUAAGAAACACGGGCCGUCUCUGUGAGUAAUGUGAUGGUGCUCGUUGGUCACUUUUGGGAGAAAGUGGGCCCCACUGUGGCUGAGUUGAUGGAAAAGUGAGGUUUACAAUAACUUUGAACAGGGUGUUAAAUGUUUAAGCAGGCUUGAUAUUAUACAAACCGAGGGAGAAAGUGAGAGGGAGAUCACAGAAAGUAUGGUGAUCUGUUUUCAAAGCCAACCAACGUGAUCAGGCUCACUGCAGCAGACCAGUGAUGGGAGUACAACAGCUUUUUCUUUUUUAACUUGUUCUCUGUCUCAAGCACUUCAAGACGCGUGAGAAUGAUGAGUGUGAGAAGGUGAAGCAGGGAAGUGAAAUAUCUCUAGUCUUUUUUUAAUUCACUCAACCCAAAGUGACAUGUCGGUUCUCGGUGUGCAUCGUGUAGGGAAAUAAUUGCUUAUCAGAAGCUGUUUUAACAUGAAACAAAUUCCCAUUUUAAUGAUGCAUUUCCCUUUUAAGGUGACUAUUGUAUUGAUCAUUAAACAAGCCAUCAUCAUUCAGAGACAAUGAAAAAGUAGAUUUGGAUGUUUUGGAAGCAUUAUCAGCUGAUCUCAAAUCUAUAUUAGCAUAUAUGUCAGCUAAUAAGUAUCAAGUUGAUAUUCCAACUGUUCGUACCGCCCAGCAUGUAUCAUGGCGACAAUUUCAGAGACACUUUAAUGUUAAGAAACUAACAAUGGCCAAUAUAUCAUCAUCAUAGUCAUUUGGGGAGUUGUAUGAGAAGAUUGUUUGGUAGAUUUAAAGCUACACUUCUCAGGAUGAAACGGCUGAACUGGCUCUGACAGACGCUAACAAAGUCUAUGAGCUCCUCCCACUCACAAACACGUUAAAGCUCCAAAAACUGAAGGGUUUAAGAUUUUACGUGCUGGAAUAUAUUUUAGCUGGUGGUUUUGACUCCCUGGUGAUAUAAUGUGGUCAUUUCUAAACCUUUAAGCUUCUGGUUGAUUGGCUGAUUCUGCGUUAGCGUUAGACAGAGCCAUGCCAGCUGCCCCUCUAGCUGGUUUUGGUGUAAUAUUUUAACUCUACGCAAGAAAGCGUAUAAACAUAAUUUCUAUAAUGACAAACUAUUAGUUUAAACAACGUUGUGUAAAAUUGUAUACAAACCAGGUUUUAAUAGUUUUAACGAGUGACAGAAACAAGGAAAACGUAAUGAGCCUGAAUGAAAGUUUUAGAGUUCUGGUUUCUAACCUCACAGACUUGAAACCUCGCUAGUGGACAAAUGAAAUGUGUUUAUAUAAAGAGUCAUAGAAGGGUGGUAAAGCCUCUCCAACGUGCCAUUACUGGAUUGAUUAAUGAUCAAUAGGAUAUGCAUCAAAUGUUGUUUCCAUUUGAAAAAGGUUUAAAACACAAAAAUGUUUUACCAAACUAUUAUUUAAUUUUCUGAACAAAUUCAAUCCAAAUCCACCUACUGCACAUCAAAGCGACAUUUCGAUGCUACACAUGUUCAUUGUCACUUCUGAUGUACAAAUUAUAAUAAUAAGAUUCUUCCAACUGCCCCGUGUUUGGUUGUAAUGGUUCGAUAGCGUCAGAUUUUGCUAUUAUACAAUCAUAACAGAAUGAGAAAUGUGACUGUGUGUGUGUGUGUGUGUGUGUGUGUGUGUGUGUGGAACAUAUGGUGUGUGUGUGGGUGUUUUGGUUUUAUUGUCAUUUUAGGGCUAUGAUUGAUUGCUGCAAUCAUCUCUAUGCUAUCUACGAGCACAAAAGCAGAUGCACAGUGAUUAAAGAAUAGAUUUCAGACAUGCUUUUUUUUUGUGGGAAGGGUUUCCAAAGCACAGAACAGGGAGAUCCGCGGUUCUGGGAACCUGUCCUCUGCGUCCUGAAACAAGUGGCUCCUCAAUCAGACAGGGGCUGAACUUUAGAGACACUAUGUUAAAAACAGAGCCCUUUGCACACUUCCACUUUCUGUUGAUCUUUACCGUUUUUAAGAUGCAAAGCACCUCCUGGAUCUCAAUGCUCUCCGACCCUAGAUGCACAGUUGACAAUACACAGGAUUCCUCCUCUAUUCUAUACCGUUAAACUAUGUACAGUAUGGUGCUUUGCAUCUACAUUACUGUGUCCUUUAUUUAAAAGAUUGGUUUCACAUUCUGGGAUGUUUUUUUGAAGCUACAGCCAGCAGCCGGUCAGCAUUAGGAUUGGAAACAUUGGGAAAUGAGCUAGCAUGACUGUAUAGGAAGCAAAAUAUGCCUUCAACCUCACCAAAACUAUUUACUUAACACGUUAUAUGUCAGGUGUUUAUCUGUUUAAAAAAGACACAACUAAAAACUUCUACUGUAGGUUAUGUGUCAGACUAUUUUAUGUCCACUUUCAGUAACUUCCUGGAGUUGUGAAAUGUUAAUUGCUGAGCUUUCGAGGUGCUGAUGAGUAGAUUCCUGUCUGACAGAGCCAGGCUGGCUGUUUCCCACUGUUUCCAGUUUUUAAGCUAAGCUAACAGUUUGUUUGUAGCUUCACCAUACAGAUGCUUUUCCCAUAUUUACCAAAAUGUCUAACUAUUUCUUUAAAGAUAAUUUCCCAGCUAGGGACUCCAGUAAACAACGUUUAAGUUUGUAUUUCAUAUUUUGAAUGACAAUCAUGGAUUCUUUUUUUAUGAUAUUACACAAUGUCUUUGUUAUUGUGAGAAAAAGGCAUGUUCAAAUCUCACACGGUUGUUUUAUUGGAUAUUAUAGAACCAGAUGUUUUUACAUUUGAACACAGACGGUUAUUUGAAACUAGAACCAGCCCAGUUUUAUAUUGUCCUUCUUCUGUUAAACUGUGCACAGCUGCACUGUGCGGAUGAAGUCAAGUUCUCUUCUUUCAACUGAUGAUACUGCCAUUCAUUUUAAUAUUUUCCUGCCAAUCAUACAGUAACUGUCCUCUCCUGCUUCUCUCUGCUCUGUUUUGUCUGUCUUUGUAUAUCAAAUGUCCGCCUGUGGAUCUCAACUAACAGUUUUGUUCAACUGCCAGAAUUUCUUAAUUAGUGCUCAGACAAAAUACUUCAGUCCGUUAAAUGUCCCAAAUCAUGGCUCCUUCUGUCGAGUUGGGGCCAAAGGACUGCCACUUAAGACAGCAGCGAAAAAACAUCAAUGUGUUUUCAUUAGGACUCUAUGGACGGACACUAGAGAGCAUCCUGUGAGUCUUUGGUUGGUGUGAAGUGUGUGUCAGUUCUUCCAGGUGAAGAUCGUGAAAAUGCACACAGGCUACUGUUUGAGCACAGCAGCACAUUGGGAAAACAAAAUAGGAUAGUGUACAGAUGAGGCUAAAAGGGAAAAAGGUGAAGACAAUGACUGGAUCACAAUCACAAUUUUACAUUAUGUGUGUGUGUGUGUGUGUGUGUGUGUGUGUGUGUGUGUGUGUGUGUGUGUGUGUGUGUGUGUGUGUGUGUGUGUGUGUGUGUGUGUGUGUGUGUGUGUGUGUGUGUGUGUGUGUGUGUGUGUGUGUGUGUGUGUGUGUGUGUGUGUGAGAUUUAGUUGUUUUUCACAAAACAAUUUAAGUUUUUAAAAACCGCUGGACAUGUACCUGCCAGAGAGAUUACAAUUAUUGGGAAAAAAAGAUGAAAAAAAAAAGCCUUGUCACGAUAUGGGAGAGAACUGCCAACAAGUACUGCUGAUUGGGGCCUAUUUUAUUCAGUGCUGGUGUGUUGUUGUGCUUGUACAUAUAUGUCUUUUCAAUCAUCCCUUUUUUCCUCUCGGGGGUGGGGUAUAAAGGCUGGGGGUGGGUCUUAUUCAUGAAAGACAGGAGCGAAAAGAAUAGAGUAUUUUGUUAUUGUCCAAUCAGAGGGUGACAGUAUGUAUAUAUCUAUAUUGUAUAUAUGUGAUGAAAAUGCGUUGGCUUUUUGUGUGACACUACCUUUUACCUGUACUAUGGUUCUACAUUCAGUGUUUCAGUGUUGAUAAUAUAUAUUUGGUUUGUGUUUUAUUUUUCUGUUUUGUUUGAUUUUGUCUCUGUCAUUUCUUGUAUUUUUUUCUCCUAUUUGUCCUAUUUUUGUUUAUUGCACGGUUUAUUACUUUUGUUGUCCAAUGAGAUGACACAGCUACUCUCUGUAUUUGUUAAGUGCUGUAAAAUAACUCAAGUGUUAUUAGAAUUGUCGAUACCACCGCCCACCCCACCCCCUUCCCCAAUAUGCAUGAAUGGCACUUAAAGAAAUAAAAUAUGGUAACUUCA
Molecule: messenger RNA, 6984 nt
Organism: Eleginops maclovinus (Patagonian blennie)
Lineage: Eukaryota; Metazoa; Chordata; Actinopteri; Perciformes; Eleginopidae
Gene: foxj3
Product: forkhead box J3
Exons: 12
Coding region: 407-2284 (625 amino acids)
Biological process (GO): regulation of transcription by RNA polymerase II
Cellular component (GO): nucleus
Molecular function (GO): DNA-binding transcription factor activity, RNA polymerase II-specific; RNA polymerase II cis-regulatory region sequence-specific DNA binding
Source: RefSeq, a predicted model, not a curated record